Plasmodium relictum is the source of this 1230-nucleotide messenger RNA. Its product is annotated as exonuclease, putative. The record is from RefSeq and is a predicted model, not a curated record. Lineage: Eukaryota; Apicomplexa; Aconoidasida; Haemosporida; Plasmodiidae. The transcript has a single exon. The coding region runs from base 1 to 1230 and encodes 409 amino acids. Gene Ontology annotation, molecular function: nucleic acid binding; 3'-5' exonuclease activity. Gene Ontology annotation, biological process: nucleobase-containing compound metabolic process.
AUGAAAUCAUUGAAAUAUGUAUGUAAUAAUAAUUAUAUAAAAAAAAAUAAAAUUUUUCAUCAUAAUAUAGUUAAUUUUACAGUUUUAAAAAAUUUUAAAAAUGAAGAAUUAAUCAAAAAUUCAAAAAAAAUUUAUUGUAAAAGAUAUACUUCAAGUAUUUCAAGAGAAUGUAAAGCAUUUAAUGAAUAUAACAAAACAAGGUUUAAAUUAGAAAAUAAUACUACAAAAAAUAAUUAUAAAAAUAUUAAAGUUAUAGAGAACGAAAAAGAAAGUGAAAAAGCUGUUGAAGAAAUAAAUCAAAAUGACAUUAUUGCAGUAGAUUUUGAAGGUACAAAUUUAGGUAAAUAUGGCAAAGUGUGUAUUAUGCAAGUUUAUACAGAAAAAAGGAAUAAUAAUAAAGCAGAUGAUAAAGUGAUUGAGAAAUAUUAUAUAUUUGAUUUACUAAAAUUAUCAGUUAUAAAUAGCGUAAAAAAAAUAAUUGAAAAUAAAAGAACACUGAAAUUAGUACACGAUUGCAGAGAAGAUAGCUCAGCCUUGUAUAACCAAUUAGGUAUAAAAUUUGAAAAUGUUUAUGAUACAUCAAGAGCGCAUAUGUUACUUAUGCAAAAAAGGAGAAAUAGAGAUAUAUAUCAAGUAAGUUUUUUGCAGCUUCUGAAUGAUUACUUGGGAAUUAAAGAUGAAUGCCUAAAUAAUAUAAAAAAAGAAAUGUAUAAAAAUGAAAAAAUUUGGGAAAUGAGACCACUAAGUAAAAUGUGCAUUAUUUAUGCCUUAAAAAAUGUUAAAUAUUUAUUACCUUUGUACAAAAUUUUUGAUAAAAUGGUUUCCAAAAAGGAAGUUUUGGAAAAAUCAAAAGAUUUCGUAAACUACUGUUUCCUUAAUUCUCGCUAUAAAUUACCGAAUGAUUUAGCUAAAAGGGGAAAUAUAAUAGAAGCGAUGCUAGUAAGCAAAUCAUUGAUAAAUUGUGUUUUUAAAUUAAAUAGUACAAGAAAAGGCAUAGCAUGUACUCCAUCAUCUGUUGCACAAUUUCGUGAUGUCAAUGUAGGUGAUGUUGUUUUGUGUGUAGUAAGCAAUAAAUCAAUAGAUCAAAAAGUUUUAUAUUUAUGUAAACAUGAUGAUGUAUAUGAUUACUGGAAUUUGAAAGAAAGACCAAGGGGAAAAUUUAAGCCCUCUAUACAUGAAAAUAAUACUGAUCCUAUGAUUAUGUUUUGUGAUGAGGAACUUUCAACUUAA